UGAGUGUGUGCUGUGUUGCAGGUGGACUGUGCGGACGUGGUGCUCUUCUGGAGGAUCCAGCAGAUGCUGAAGGUGACGGCCAACGCUCUCAGGCAGCAGGUCAUGAACAGGGAAGCACGGAGGCUAGACAAGGAGAUCAAGGAAGUGCUGGAGGAGUACAGCCAGGACCAGGAGAAGAAGGAGAAGCUGCUGACCGGGAGGCGCGUCACGCUGGCCGAGGAGCUCAAGAGAGUGCGGCAGAUCCAGGAGAAGCUAGAAGACUUCAUCCAGGCGCUCAACAAGGAGAAGUGAGCGGGCGCCGCGGCGACUCCGGGAGGAAGAUGACUGUGUGUGUGUAUACGUGUGUGUCAGUUUUCAGCCUUGCUGCAAACCUUAAUCUAAGUUAAUUUAUUUGAUUCGGCAGAGGAACAACGCCUGCCUCAGUCUACGGCAAUGUGAAGGGCAGACAGACUGCCACCACACUGUCGAAUAUAUUGAGUAGUACUGCAGUUCUCCCAAACUGUGGGAGCGGCAGUCGUUUUCGGAGCCUCGAAUUCACUACGUUAUCACUGUUUCGAAACUAUUGAGAAAUAAUUUACAGGCACGGCACAAGUAAUUUUCAAUGCGGAAUACACUAUAAUUUAUCUAACAUUAGCAUUCCGACUUGCACCACGAAACUUUUUGUAGUGUUUUAGACGUGUCCACAAAAAUUGUAUAAAUUAAGUGAAGCCUCUCUUUUGUAAAAUAUAUGUACAUAUAUGUGUAAUAAAGAAUUGUAGCUCUCUCA
This is a messenger RNA of Schistocerca cancellata (South American locust), 766 nucleotides long. Its product is annotated as dynamin-like 120 kDa protein, mitochondrial. The transcript is spliced from 3 exons. Lineage: Eukaryota; Metazoa; Arthropoda; Insecta; Orthoptera; Acrididae. The record is from RefSeq and is a predicted model, not a curated record. Bases 64 to 291 code for a protein of 75 amino acids.